Coccinella septempunctata (seven-spotted ladybird) is the source of this 744-nucleotide messenger RNA. RefSeq lists its product as uncharacterized. NCBI's taxonomy places the organism in Eukaryota, Metazoa, Arthropoda, Insecta, Coleoptera, Coccinellidae. The record is from RefSeq and is a predicted model, not a curated record. The transcript is spliced from 2 exons. The coding region runs from base 90 to 476 and encodes 128 amino acids.
GUUUUGAUGGAACUACUUCGAAUGGAAGUGAAGAGCAUGGCAAUGAUUAUUUUCGAGCAAUUUUGGACAAUGCUUGUCAGUCCAUAAUUAUGCUCGAAACUGCAAUAAUCAGAAUUGAUUAUGAAAAUGAUUGUUGUGAGCCAUUGUAUGGCGAAUUAUUUAGCAAAGAUGCUGAAAUAAUAAUUAAUAUACCACAACAAUCUAAAGAGUGGCAUGAACAGAGGAAAUAUAGAGUUACAGGUUCACGAAUAUAUGAGCUUUUUACCUACUCCAAAAACGAAUGGGAGAAUAAAUCGAAGAAAUAUUUUUAUAGAGGAAGCCUCCACAACAAAUACACAAAGCAUGGGGUGAAGUUUGAGAGUGAACCUAAGGAGGCUUUCAUUGCUCAAACCUCCUUUCAUGUUGUGGAUUGUGGGAUGGUGGUUUCCAAUUCAAAUCCGUGGUUGGGUUAUUCCCCAGAUGGGGUCAUUUUUUAAAGUGAAAGACCUGUUGCCCUACUGGAGGUGAAAUGUUUGUACGAAGGUGAUGUCCUUAAAUAUUUUUAUAAAAUGGAGUGAUGUUCAAUAUUUUUUUUAUAUUUCCCUUUGCAAAUAUACUAGAGCAUAAUUUAGUAUUUUGAAAAUAAUGAAGGGAAGGUAUUUUAGAAAUUCCUGUUGAAUGCAAUGUGUUUCUCCAGUUUAAGAACUUAAUAUUUCAGGAGCUACCAAGACCAUAACUGAAGUGCUGGAAAAAUGUAGAUUUAUA